Messenger RNA from Neospora caninum, 12114 nucleotides. RefSeq names its product Novel protein (Zgc:63649), related. The record is from RefSeq and is a predicted model, not a curated record. The transcript has 14 exons. Gene Ontology annotation, molecular function: ubiquitin protein ligase activity. The coding region runs from base 1 to 12114 and encodes 4037 amino acids. NCBI's taxonomy places the organism in Eukaryota, Apicomplexa, Conoidasida, Eucoccidiorida, Sarcocystidae. Gene Ontology annotation, biological process: protein polyubiquitination; proteasome-mediated ubiquitin-dependent protein catabolic process.
AUGCAGCGGUUCAUUGUCAUGGGCCGCGGCACCGGCCGAGCAGCCUCUGACGACAGCCGGUGGGCUGCGAUGCUGGAGGCUCUCCAGCAGCCAAACCCGACGCAACACACGGCGUGCCUGGCAGAUCUCCAGGAGUGGUUAUCCUACGCGACCGAAGGGUCGAUCGGCCAGUUCCCCCUCGAGGCGUUUGUCUCUGCGCUGUUUGAUCUCUUGGACGGGAAGCCUGCAGCCUCCGCCUUUCCGCGGCCUUCGCUCGCCCGCCGAGUCUCCGCCGGGGCGUCGCCCCCGUCGCCCGCCCAAAGCGGCCCGCACGCGGCGAGUCCGCGGUCGCGGCGAGGCGGGAAGGCACGGGAGCGGAGCAGAGACAAGGACGACGAGAGCAAGGCGGAGGGGCGCGACGAAGGCGACAAGCCGCGACGCCGGAGAGGACGGUCCUCGCAGCGACCCAGCGAGGACCCGACGCCGACAGAAGGGUCGGAGCAGAGCUCGGAAGCGUCGGCUGCGCCAAAAGCGCCGCCUUCGCAGGCCUCUCCGCGGCCCGCGGAAGGCGCCGAAGACAGUGAGGAGGGCAGAGGAGACGCGGACGAGCACGCGGCGCCGGCCUCGGCGGCUGCUUCCGGCGCUCGCGCCGGCGACGAAGGCGAGACGGAAAGCGGCGAGGCUGAACAGCGAACGCAGUCGCGCCCUGCAGGGAAUCUCGCGUUCGAGUUCGGCUCUCUCGCUGUUCGCUUUGGCCUCGAAGCAGGCCGCGUCGAGGGUCUCUUGGGCGCGGACGACGAUUUCGUGCUGGGAGCGAUGGGAGACGAGGAUCUCCUGCUCCUGCAGCAACAGGCCGCGCUCCUCGGCGAAGACGCAGAUGGACAAGUCCAGAAACUGCUCCUCGUCGCGAACUGCCUCUUCCUCCUACUCGACCUCCUCCCCGUUCAAGCGGCAGCUGCGAUCGUCAGACAACCCCAGUAUCUGCGCAUCCUGAACAGCAAGCUGACGAGCAUCGAGUACAUUGAUCUUGCAGAGAAAAUUUUGCAGUGCAUGGACAAACUGUCGGAGGAGCAGCCGUUGAGCAUCUUUCUCUCGGGCGGCCUGCAGGCCUGUCUCGCCUUCCUCGACUUCUUCUCGCUAGAUGUGCAGAGACGCACGAUGAAGUCCGCCGCGCGCCUCUUCAAGACGGCUCAAGCGUGGGCGUCGACUGCGUCGCUCUCCACCUCGGUGCGCAGCGUCUCUCAGGGUCUCCCCCCGGGGCGCACCGAGGGCACGGCUCCUGCGGAAGCGGCUGCAGGCUCGUCGCUCCCCUCGGCGCGGUCGGAAGGCCCCGCGCAGAGGCGCGCGGUGUGGCGAAGGCGCGAGAAGGACGGAAGAGCCGACGAGGGCGGGUCCGCCGACAGCGUUGCGCGGUACCUGGAGAAGCGCCUGGAGCAGCAACGCGAAGAACUGAAGCGGUUGAUCUCGCCAGUUCUCCCCACGUUGUCUUCGCUCCUCACGUACGAAGACGAGACUCUCGUGCAGUACGCGUGCCAAUGUUGGCGCAGUUUCAUCGACUCACUGGUUUCUCUGCAUCUCCGCGCGGCCUCGUGCUCGCCUCCGUGCCCGUCCGUCGGCGCGUCCCCGCUGGUGUCUUCGCGGUCUUCCCCCGCCUCGGACACCGCGGCCGAGGCCAGCGCGGCGCGAGAGCCUUCCGGUCCGAGCGUGGAUUCGGCCACUGCGCUGCAGCUUUUGUGUCGGCGUUUCGGGCCGCACGGCGUUGCGGGCGACGGCGCGCUUUCCGCGUCUUUCUCGUCUUCCGGUCUCCCCUUCUUCGCCUCUCCGUCUCCCGUUUUUGCGCGGGACGAACGGGACGAGCGCCUCCGGUGGAUCGAAGACGCGGGCCGAAGGUACCAGACGAGUCUCGCGAGUUUGGCGAAGGAACUGUCCGAGGUCGCGGCCUCCUCGCUAGUCCCCAAUCUCCUGGCGCUGAUUUCCCGCCACGUCGACUCGGCGGUCGUCGCCGCGCGAGCGGCUUCGCCGAACAAGGACGAAGAGAAAGAAGAAGGGAUCGCCUCGCUCCAGAAUGCAUGCGUGACGGAUGCAGCCCACACCCUGGCAGUUCUCGCCAACUUCAGCACGAACCUCGCCGAGCAGGUGCUCCGCGACGCCAGGUGGAAGAGCGUCGACCGAGUCAUGCAUGCAGUGGGAGAAGGUCCGGAUUUCAUGCUACUGCUUCGCUUUGUCUGCCUGGGGGUGUCGCUCCUGCCCUCCGUUGUCUUCAACCUUCCGCUCUUCUUCGAGAGCUUGCGCGUGGACACUGCAUGCAGCGCGUCUCCGAAGAAGAAGAAGAAACGCCCGGCUUCGUCCUUCGCGUUUGUGAAGGCGGGAGAGGACGCGGGCGGCAACCCAGACGUCGCCGUCGGGGUUGACGUCGCCGCAGGGAUGGGCCCCGCGAGCCGAGAAGCUUCAGACAGAAAGUCUGCUCGCGCCGCGUCUGCUCCGCGGAAGGUCGCGCGCGUUCUGCUCCCGGACGCCGAGCGAAGCAGGCUGUUCGUGCAAGAACCUGAACUCUUCGGCUCGCUCCUGAGAACUUUUGCUGGCGCCCUGCUGCGACUUUACGACCGCGCACUGUCCUCCGAACUGCUCCUCGAGACGCUGCAGUUUCUCCUGGGAUCCGUGUUGACAGCCAGCGUCGCGUCGGACGGCGACGCGCGUUCGUUCGCGUUUUCUGCGAAGGACGAGAAGGACGGAGAGAAGCUGGCCGGCAGCGAGGCACCCACGAGGGAGCAGCGGAGUCUGAAGGACGAACUUUUGGCGGAACUGGACAGCGUGCAAGUCGCGGAAUUCCUCGCGUACAUUCUGCAGACCAAGCCGUCAGCAACUGCCGUGGCGGCAGCUCUGAGCGUCACUCUCGAGCUCCUCACCCUCGCGCCGCACGUCUUUCUGCCGGUCUUCUUCAAGGAGGGCGUCAUCGCCUUUGUUCGCCGAGACCUUGAAGUCGCCGUGGAGGCAGGCGCGCUCGUUGCGUUACCCUCGGGUUCCGCUUUGACUGCGGCUGUGCUGCCGCCUUCGCCUCUCUCGCGGUCGGCGCGUCAACUUUGCACCCCUUCAGCUGCUCUACGCGAGGCCCGCGGAGACCUCCGCCAGACAGCGCCCGGUGCGUGCCGCGGCCAGGCGGACAGUGAAGAGAGGGAGGGCGAAGAGACGGACGCCUCCGGUCUCCCACUUCGGUGGUGCUUUGCCUUCUCCUCCUCGGGGCACGUCGCCACGAACCUCUCCCGCCUCGCCCUGUGGAUGCGUGCGUCGAUUCUCUUGCUCCCCAGUGUACAGGCGUCGUGCAUGCUUCCCGCAUCUGGCCCGGUGCGGCCGACCGGCGCCGCACGAGGCGUGGACAGGCGCGUGGGAGACGACCCAGGCAGCCUCGAGAACGCGCCCGAACUAGAGCAGCCCACGCUGCCGCCCCUCUCCGCGUCGACCUGCGACUCAGUCCUGCCGAGGCUGCACAGAGUCACGGCGCUUCUCGCAGCCUGCGAGACAGAAGAAACGGGCGAGGCAGUCGACCAGGCGAAGGCCGGGAGUGCGCCGAGAGCCGCGCAGGACGGCGCGGCUUCCCCAGGGGCGGCCGAGGCUUCUGUGGAGGUGCAUGCAGCGGAGGGAAAACCAGAAGGCGGCGAACGCGAGAGAGCGUGGCACGCGUUUGUCGCCUUGAGAGAUCUGCUGGAAGGCGAAGAACAAGUGUCGGCGUUCGAGUUCAUUGUGUCGGACGUCGCCGCUGCCCUCGCGCAGUUUCUCGGCGGCCUCGAGGCGUCCUCGCAGGCGAGGGCCGACGACCAAACGGACUUUGAACAACAAGAGAGGCACGCGGCUGCUGGGGCAGAGAGACGCACCUUGACGCCUGCGGCGAACGACGAGAAAAGCGAGAUGGAGACAGAGACGGAAGGCUUUAGGAAGCGGCUUCGUUCUCACCAAAACAUCGAACCAAAAGGGUCCAGAGCCGACGUGCUCCACGAUCGCCUCUGUCUCUUCCUUCGCGCGUUCGCCUUCUCCUCGGCUCUCGCGCCGCAGGCGCCUGCGGGCGCGUCUUUGUGGGAAGACUUGGACUGGUCACAAGCCGACGGCUGCUUGUUGCUCUUGCUGGCGUCGCUGUGCAUGAAGAGUCUUGGCCGCGCGAAUUCGAGUCUCGCCGUUCAAACGGUCUUCUCGUCGAGCGACAAAAACUCCAUCGGCACCUCCUCUUGCCUCCCCCCCCACCUGCGGCCGUCGACGCCUCCCGGCUUUUUCUCAGACCGCAGCGGCGUGCGAGCCUCCAAACUGUCACCCUCGUCGCGGGCCUUGCCUCUGACGGCCAGCGUCCCCACAGGGCGCAACGAAGGCGAAGCGACAGCCGAUCCGUCGUCUGCCGCGGGACACUCGAGCGCUCACCAAACACCAAAGCACCGUCCAGAAGGCGACCACGCGUGUGCACCCUCUUCUGGAACUUCUCUCUCUGCGACUUCUACACAUUCUCUCUCUGCUUCUUCUUCUGCCUCUGUGGUUUCCUCGAGUUUGGCGUCUGGCGUUUCGGGUGCGUCUUCCUCGCGGUCGAGCUCGAGCAGUUCUCGCGGGUUUUUGCCUCACGGAGACCAGCCGGGAGGCGAAAGCGAUUCGCUGUUUCGUCGCGUGCGUCUCUACUAUGGCCUGCCCACCGCGUACGCGUCUCUCUUGGCUUCGCGGCACUCUCCGCAGAUCCCCGCGGAAAACGAGGGCCGCGCUGCUGCGCCUGGGGACGACGCGCAGGGUGACAGUACAGCGAAGGGCAGACCCAGGCGCACUCUGGCGAGAUCGCUGGGCUUUGGAGCCUCGGAGUCGGCGGGGGCGGCUUUCCAGGAGACAACGGAAGACAUCGUGUCGCUAUUCAGCUCGCUGCACAGAGAGGUGUUUCUGCAUCUGAGGCCGUCGGCACAGGAACGGAAGAAGGCGCGCCUUCGGGCGCAGAGGCUCCGCUCUCUCGCCCCAGCCGCGGGCAAGCCCGCAGGGGACAAGGUUGAGGAGGACAAGGUUGAAGGGGACAAGACCGCGGGGGAGACGGGAGACCCGUUCGCUGCUGAGGCGUCGAGGCCGGCCGAAACAGAACAGAGUCUUGACCCCGAUGGAGGCAGCGCGGGAGAGAAGAAAAAGAGAGGGGAGAAGAAGGAAGGCGCGCCGUGGGACGGCGAAGGCCUGGCGACGAAGCGAAGAAGAGAACAGGGCGAGGCGGAAGCAGGUGCCGAGGCGCCAGACAGGGCCGUGACGGCUGUGGAGGCGCAUGCCGACAGGGGCCCGGGAGAGAACGAAAGCGAGGGGCGGGGCGACACAGAAGACAAAAGUUCGGAAGCGAAACGGAACGCGCGUCGAACUUGCGACGCAGGCUCUCCCUCUCGACGAGCGUCUUCGCGCGACGAAGGGACAGAGAGGAAAGGCCACAGGAGGGCGAGAGAACGCAGACGCAGGGGCGGUAGCCAGGCCCACGCCUCGCGCGGGGCGGAGGGUCGGAGCUCGAGUGAAUCGGCCUUGCUCUCCUCGUUGAUCCGCCAGAUCCUUCCGUCGUCGCUCGGUGUGUCGCCAGGCGAGGGACACACGUCCGCCGGGUCCCCCACGGACCUGCUUUCGCUCUUGGUACGCUCCGCCGCCCUGCAAGGAGACGACGACAUCUCGGAUGAGGACGACUUCCUCUUUUCCCAGGCGGCUCGCGAGUCUCGUGGGGCUUCCCAGGCGUUCGAUUCGCGUUCUGGCUUCACUGCUUCGCUCCUCGCUUCCGGUUCGGGAUCGUCUCUCGCCCCUGUCUCUCACAGCGGCUCGGCGACCGCCUCGUCUCAGUCAGCGGCUUCGCCGUCGACCGCGUCUCCAGCCUCUUCGGCUUCCGGGGCCUCGUCCUCGUCGUCUUUCGUCUCGUCCCACGAGCAGUCUCUGCUGCAGAUGAUUGAUCGGCUGAAUGCGUCUCUCGGGCAAGGCGCGAGCGCGUCAGCUGUCGGAGGGGACGCAGAGGGACGAACGAGAGUAGGAGUCUUUCCCUCAUCUCUCUUUUCUCCUUUUGCCUCCUCGGCUUUCCAGCGGUACGCGAGCAAUGGGGGCUUGCGGGGCGCGUCACGCAGGCAUCUUCUCGAGGGCGGGGAACGCGAGCGCCGAGACGGCCGAGAGGCGCGGGCCGAGUUCAACUACCUGCUGGAUGGACAGGCAUCGAUCGGCUGUAUCGAAGCGUACGCCGCACGGGAAGUGAAUUACACGGCCGUCUCUGCCUACUCUCAGCGCGCGCAUCUCCACGCCUCGCCGCAGCCGCGGUCCAGCUUAGGGCCCUUUGUGGGGUCCGAGGCCUCUGCGCGGUCGCCGAAGGGAGACGGCGGGGACAGCGGAGAACAGGCGCAGGGAGGGAACAGGGAGAAAGAGGCGGCUGGUGACCAAGUGGCUGCAGCAAAGAAGGACGAGAGGGUUGACAAAGCCGAGCUCCAGAAAGAAGAGGAGGGAGAGGACGGACAGGGAGCGGACGAGAGAACGGGCGAGCGGAGGAGCGGAGAAGGCUCGUCGCGUCCCAGAAGGACACUCAGCAGAGGCGCGUCGGGUAGAGGCGGGGCUGAGAAGAAAGAAGGAGCAGAAGAGGCUGAAGAGGAGAAAGCGACGCCGGUCGGAAGGAGACGAGAACGGCAGACAGCCCGGCCAGAAGACGCAGGAAGGGAAGAAGGGAGACGACGCCGGGAGAGACAGAAAGAGGGGUCGGGAGUACGUGGGACGAUGAGUUGCCGCGCAGGCAGAGGCCCGAGUCGCUCACGCGGAAGGGAAGGGAAAGCGGUCCCACAAACGAUGCGUCGAUCGGCAGGCGCGAAGACGGAAGAGACGAAGGAGGCGAAGCCGCCAGAAGACGGCGUGGAGAGAAGACGCGACUCGUCGCACUCCCCGCACGCAGCCAACGAGGACACAGUGUCGCCCACCCAACGGAGAAGCGAGGUUUCGCGCAGACUCGAGAGCUCCGUGGCGGGCGAGAGGAACGCGAAAGAUGAAGACGCGGAAGAAGAGAUGGCAGACAGCGUGUGUGGCGUGUUGGAAGACGAGGACGAUUCCGAAGAGGACGAUCUGCCGCAUUUGGUGCGCCGUCGCGAGAGAGACAGGCGAUCGCUAAGGGCCCGGCGGGGACGAGAAGACGAAGAGACAGGCGCACUGUUUUCUCUGGAGCGGCCGGAAGACACCAGCAGCGGUUUCGGCUCGACAGACGAUGAAGAUUUGGAAACAACCGAGUUGGAGGUCGCGUUUCCCGAUGCUUCUUCUCUCGCGUGUGAUCGGUCCACGUCGCGUCUCCUCUCUGCCGACGCCGCGAGCCUCUUCCCGUCCUCUUCGCCGGCCGUUUCCCGCCCCGCAGCCCGAGACGGCGCCGAGCCCUCGCGACGGUCUUCUGGCUCUGACGCUCCAGCUGCGUCGCCUCUCUCUUCUUCUUCUGGUUCCGCGGGUCUCUCGAGUCGCCUGGCGUGGCGCUUCGGCUCUCGCCCGCGGGCGCUCUUUUCUGCGGGAAAGAAUGCGCCGCUUUCGUCUUCCCUCGCGUUCGCACCUGGCGCACCGGCAGCGAAGAAGAACGCCCUUCAACUCUUCGUGGGCGGCAUUCCGGUACCGCCCCACAUGACGCUGACGGAGGCGCUCUGUCGCUACAACCGCUGUUUCCCUUCGACGCAUGCCGUGCGCCUUCCCCGAUCCACCGCGGUUCCCCGCGGCCUAGCACAGUGCGCGGAGCAGCGGCACGCGGAGGGAAGGGGCGAGGCCGGGAAAAGAACGGAGACCCGCGCCGUGGAAGGGCGACUCGACGCCUCGCAGUCCUUGCCGCUCGCCACGGUCGCCCCAUUGGCUGCUGGCGCAGGCGCGGAGGGGACACACCAGCGGAACGGCGAAGGCCGCGAGCCGGAAGGACGCACGCAGGCGCAGUUUGCGGCGCCUCCGUCGUGCGUCCAAUUCGGCGACGGCUCAGUUUCGAGAACUGCCAGAGAGGCGCUUCUCCGCGAAGGCGGGAACGAGAGCGAAAAGCAGGAAAGGCAUCCCUCCGCGUACGCCGUGCUCGACUUGAACGCCAGGUUCCUCGUCGCCGCCGACGCCGACCUCCCCACUCUCCCCUGCCAUCCCGGCUCUCCAGGGAACUGCCCGCGGCCCAGUGUGCAUCCAGGGCAGUCGAGCGGCGUGGAGAGUCAGAGAGGAGACAGAGAAGAGACAGGAGAGACAGAAGAGACAGCAGAAGAGUACACGGCGCUGUGGGAUGCGCGCCACGCGAUCGAGUACGAGGUACUCGCGGCGCACGACGAGAGCGACCGAUCCGAUUCAACACCCUUUGAGACGGUCUCGGGGGGCGAAGGAAACGAUGGAAACCUGGACGCAGUCCCGUCGUCGCGGCCUUCCUCCUCUGGUUGUUCCUCUUCUGGGUCUUCCUCGUGCACGCCGUGUUCUUCACUUCCCGGCGCGCCUGCGUCCGGGCCGGCGGCGGCUGACGGAGGAGAGACGGCGAGCGGAGACGCUGCGUUCUUGCGCGAACAGGAGCAGAGGGAAAAAGACCUCCUCGAAGGUCGGCAGUCGCCGCUUUUGUGCACGGUCGUCGACUCGGUGUUCGGCUCCAGACGGCUCCUCGCAGACUUCCGCUCGUUUGUACAAACGCGGGCCGCGGGGUCGCGUGCGACGCCCUCGCCAAGGCACAGCGCCCGCCCGCCGACUCCUUUGGCGCCUUUGGCGGUGCCGGCGUCUUCGAUGGAAGUUUGCGUCACGCCGGAGCGGCGAAGACGCGAUCACGAGGCGAGUGCGGCGGGAAAAGGCCCGCCGCCGUUUGCGUCCAAGAUUCUGGAAUGCUCCCUCAUCUCGGCCUUUGAAGACGCAGUGGCAUGCAUGGCCUUUUUGCGUGGGUCGGCCGCAGCGCCGCCGCGCCGGGACCUGUUGCUGUGCGCGGGAGCGCAGGAAGCCGCGGAGCUCGUUUGCUCGCGGAAAUCGCUGAGACAAGACCGCCGCUCCUGCGCAGACGCCGCCCUGCAGGCGCCUCUCUCUUCUCGCUCGGGUGAGCCGGCCGGAAGCGCGACGCCGCUUUUCGGCGACGCAGCGCUCAGCGACAUCUUUGCCCGGGACAGGACGUCCGCCUCGCUCGUCUUUCUCCUGACGCUGCUUCACCACCUGGUCAAGGCGCUGCGGCGAGGCCACGUGGAGACUGCCUUUGUGUGCGGCCACGCGUGCGUUCCCGCGGCGCACGGCUCACUGACGUCUUCGGCGUUCGCUUCUCUCGCGCGGCGCCCGCCGCUUUCCGUGGACGACGGCGCAGGUCGCGACGGGUCUUUGUCGGUUGAGUCGAGCAAGCGAACGCGGCGGUGGGGCGACGUUGCCGACGCGCAUUCCUCGGGUUCGGCGUUUCGGUUCAAGCAGAGCGCGCCGUCCAUCUUGAGCCUCUCGGAGGCGCAACUCAGUCGCUUCUUCACCAGCAGCGCACUCUCCCUCAAACUUCUCCAAGUUCUCUCAGAUCCGGCCCUCGUCUUCAGUCUGUGCCCGCCGCUCUGGCUGUCGCGGCUCCUGCGGGGAUGUUCGUUCCUCUUUCCCUUCUCUGCACGCAUGCUGUAUCUCUGCCAGGCGUCCCUCGGGCUGAACCGGUCGCUGUGCUGCUUCGGGGAACGCGUCCGCGAGGCCAUCGAUCACGUCGCGGCGCGGGGCGGAGCGAGCGGCGUGAGCCUCGCCUCCUCGCUCUUCCCCCAGCGCAGCGGAAACUCCGCGUCGAGCUCGAGAUUCGCCCCCCUCGCCCUGGCUGCCGCGCCCUUGGGGAACCGGGGGAGCACCGGCUCCGGCGUGCACGGAGGCGGGACCGACCCCACGAGUCGGGCCUUGAUGGUCACGCUCGUCGCGCGCGUCUUCUCUCAGAUCAAAAGCAGUCCACGGCAGCAACAGGAAUUCGUCGCAGACCUCGAGACGGCUGUUGCCCUUCCUCGAACCAAGGUGAAGAUUCACCGCACGCGUAUCCUCGACAGCGCCUUCAAGGUGAUGGAGCACUUCCACUCGCUGCUCUACAGUUCCAGCGGCAGGGGCGGCGUCGGCGGAAAUGUGGCGUCUCAGCAGCAACCGCUGCUGGAGGUUGAGUACUUUGGAGAGGAAGGUGUCGGCUCGGGUCCGACAAUUGAAUUUUAUUCAGAGGUGAGACUGGGGAAGAGAGGGGAAGAGGAGAUGCAGAAGAGAGCGGAAAAGAAGAAGAGAGCCGAAAUGAAGAAGAGAGCGGAAAACAAGAAGAGAGCCGAAAUGAAGAAGAGAGCGGAAAAGAAGAGGAGAGAUGAAGAAGUUCCUGUUGGCGAGUCAGCGCGGCGUUACUGUAAAGCCACACAGCGGAUGGCCGCGUUUGUGUUCGUAGAGCAAAUGGUUCUGGAAGCUCUUCAAACCCACACAGUGCCGCGGCUGUUCCGCGAGGCGAGCUCUGACGGUUGCUUUUUCCCCUUCCCGUACACCUUCGUCACUGCCCGUCUCUCUCCCAGUCUGCUGCGCAAGCCGGAGUGCUCUCCUCUCACGUCGUCGGGUUCUUCGGGAAGCAUGUUGCCUUCCCGGUCCUCUUCGUCUCCCGUCAGAGCUGCAGCUGCGAGUCCGGCUUCCUCUUCUUCGUCUCCUUGCUCUUCUGCCUCUGCCGCGUCUCUGUCUUCUUCGUCUGUGUCGUCUUCGUCUGUGUCUUCUUCGUCUGUGUCUUCUUCGUCUGUGUCUUCUUUCUGUGCUUCUUCCUCGACGCCGGUCGCACCGAAGGCGCCAGAGGAGGGCGGCCGCACAACACCAGGUCCCACGUCGGAGUCGCGAGGCGAGGGAGAAGGCGAACAGUCGGCCGGCGAGGCUGCUGCGUCUUCUCGAGGCGAGGGCGAAGCACGGGAGCGCGUGGCGACCGACAGCAGACGCGAACGCAAGACGCAAGAAGCCCAGGUUCCGAACUCUUGCCGUCUCUCUUUGCUCUCUCCUCGCAACACCCCCCUAGCUUCUUCUCCGCGUUCCUCGCCGCCCUCCCCUGCGCCGCCUUCUUCAUCGUCGCUAGUUAGCGCUGCGCCGACGAACGAAGACAAGGUGUUCCUUCUGUUUAAGCUGCUGGGGCAGAUUGCGGCGAAGGCGCUUCUGGACGGACGAAGCUUCACGGUGGACCUGCGUCUCCACCCUGCCUUCUGGCGCCUCGUUGUCGAAAGGGAAGUUUGCACCUGCGGGGCCUUGCCGCUCGCUUUCUCGGGCUCGCUGGAGGCCAGGGACGGGGAGCGCGCCGAGCAGCAAGGGCGAGGCAGACGCGAAGACGCGAACGAGACGACGCGGGUCAGAAGGACUCGAGCUCAGACAAAGCGAGAGAAGGAGCGAGAGGCGCGGAGAGAGGAGAGGCGAAAGGACGAGAAACUGGAAGAACAUGCACAGCAAAGGCAGCCCCGGCGUUUGUGUCGCGCGUGCGUGAAAGCUGAAUCGCUGGGCUUGACCGACCUCAACGACGUGGAUGAGCAGCUGGCGAGAAGCAUGCAGCACCUGCUUCGGUUCCGCAGCGAAGGCAACGAAGUCGAGGACCUUGCUCUCGUCUUUGUGCUUCCGGGAACCGACAUCGAACUGGUUGAAGGCGGGAGUGAGAUAGCGGUGUGUAACGAAAACCUCGACCUAUACAUACACCGCGUCAUUCAAGUUGUCCUUUUGGAGGGCGUCCUGCUACAGGCUUACGCGUUCCGGUACGGGAUCAGCACAUUCAUUCCUCUCUCCAGCUUGGCGCUUUUCUCCCCGCAAGAGAGAGCCUACGUGGUCUUUGGUGGCGGCGGCAGAAUCGGAGACAGCCGCUUCUGGAACAUGGAACACCUUCGAGCGCACAUUGUCCCUGACCACGGAUUCACUGCCUCGAGUGCAACGUACAUCGCCUUCCUGGAAGUUUUGACUGAAUUUUCUGUUGAGGAGCGACGCCGCUUCCUUCGCUUCGCCACGGGGACGCCAGUCCUGCCUCACGGAGGCUUCGCUUCUCUCCGGCCGCUGAUGAAGGUGGUCCGUAAGCCCCAAGAGAACGGAGGGGAAGGCGCGACGUGCGACGACGUUCUUCCGUCAGUGAUGACGUGCACCAACUACAUAAAGCUGCCCGAGUAUUCCAGCAAACAGAUUCUGCGUCUUCGCCUCAGCGUCGCCAUGACAGAAGGGCAGGGAGCAUUUACUCUUUCCUAA